This is a messenger RNA of Oikopleura dioica, 2271 nucleotides long. The record is from the annotation of a GenBank genome assembly. NCBI's taxonomy places the organism in Eukaryota, Metazoa, Chordata, Appendicularia, Copelata, Oikopleuridae.
AUGCCCCUUGUGCACCUGGCCGAUGGGCCGCUCUCGGCGGCCGGCCCCUCGACAGAGAUAAAGCUUGACGAUCUCGACGAGGUCGACGGCUUCUGUCGGGGCGAGAGUGAAGUCGAGAUCCACAAGCUCGAGCAGCGCCAAGAGAAAAUGGACCCGUCACACUUCGAAUUGCUGAAAGUGCUUGGCCAAGGCUCCUUCGGAAAAGUUUUUCUCGUCAAAAAGAGGACGGGCAGGGAUGCAAAGAAGAUCUACGCGAUGAAGGUGCUCAAGAAAGCAUCGCUCAAAAUACGAGAUAGAGAGCGAACGAAAUUAGAGAGAAAUAUCUUAGCAGAAGUCCGCCACCCAUUCAUUGUCGAGCUAUAUUACGCCAUGCAGACGGAUGGAAAGCUUUACCUUGUUUUGGAGUUCGUCAAGGGAGGCGAUCUUUUCACCAAGCUAUCCAGGGAUUAUAUGUUCUCAGAACAAGACGCGCAGUUCUACCUUGCUGAGCUGGCCUCCGCUCUAUCCCACUUGCAUUCUCUUGGCAUUAUCUAUCGCGAUUUGAAGCCCGAAAACAUCCUUCUAGCGGGCGAUGGGCACGUCAAGCUCACCGACUUUGGCUUAUCGAAGGAAUACUUUGAGGACGCAGAAAAGGCUGAAAGUUUCUGCGGAACAGUCGAAUACAUGGCACCGGAAGUUGUCAGCCGAAAAGGGCAUGAUCAUGUCUGCGAUUGGUGGUCCUACGCGGUCCUCAUGUAUGAAAUGCUAACAGGAAAGCUUCCGUUCCAGGGAAGAGACCGACGAGAGACCAUGAAUCAGAUCUUGAAAGCAAAGUUGUCUAUGCCUAAUUUCUUGAAGCCAGACUCACAGCUAUUACUACGCGAUCUAUUCAAACGAAACCCCAAGAACCGACUUGGAUCUGGCCCUGAUGGUCCUGAGAGACUCAAGCGCCAUGUAUUCUUCAAGGGAAUCGACUGGAAUGCCCUUAUUCGAAAAGAUGUGAAGCCACCAUUUGUCCCGAUUCUUUCCGGUGGGGAUAGGGAUGAAACUGACACGCAUUGGUUCGAUAACGAGUUUACGCGCAGGACACCAAGAGACUCUCCCGCAGUUCCAGCGUCUGCUGGUGCCAACAGACUCUUCCGGGGUUUCAGCUUCAACCGAGGCACAGGCGUAGCUAGCCACAACGAUGAGCCAGAGGUGCAAAUGGAAUCAAAGUUCCGCAACGAAGUUCCAGACGGUUUUUUCCUAACAAACGUGCCCUACGAUGGACACCAGGACAAAACAUUCCAUACACAAUUUGAAAUGCUGGACUCGAUCGGAAAAGGAAGCGCAUCGGAGGUCUUCAAGUGCCAGCAUAAGCAAACAAAGAAGCUUUAUGCUGUCAAAGUGUCGAAGAAAGUUUCCUCUGGGCUGCAAAACGAAGGAAUGCGCGACGAUGAGAUUCAAAUUCUCCUUCGGUUUGGACAACAUCCAAAUAUCAUUACUGUGAAGGAUAUUUUCAUCGAAAAAGAGACAAAGGACACGUUCACUGUGUAUCUCGUCACGGAAUUGAUGACUGGUGGCGAGCUGUUCCACAAAAUCCUUCGCCAGAAGCAGUUUUCAGAAAGAGAGGCAUCCGCUGUAAUGAAAACGAUCACUCAAACGCUUGCGUACUUGCAUAAAUCGCAUAUUGCUCACAGAGAUCUCAAGCCCUCAAACAUUUUGUAUGCGGAUGAAAGUGGCGACGCAAGCACAGUACGAAUCGUCGAUUUUGGAUUCGCCAAACAGUUGCGUCAUGAAAAUGGCAUGCUCAUGACUCCACAUUUUACGAAGAACUUCGUCGCACCUGAAGUGCUAUCCAAAAACAGCUAUGAUGUCUCGUGCGACAUCUGGUCCCUUGGGUGUAUAAUGUACACUAUGCUCGGCGGCAUACCCCCGUAUGAUAUUAACGAGGGCGACUCGGAAGAAGCCGUCUUGAAGAAACUAUCCGAAAGCGACCUGCGACUGUCAGGCGGAAACUGGAAUCAUAUUUCCGCGUCUGCCAAGGAUCUCAUCCAGCAAAUGCUCUCGCUUGACGUCAAACAGAGACCAAGUGCAGAACAAGUACUGGAGCACGAGUGGAUCCGAAACGGGCACAACCUCUCUAACUCGAACAUUCUCACUGCUCUUGCGGACCCACUUUCCGCGAACAGGUUGAUUGGCCAGUCCAUUGGAAUCAUCUCCCAGGCCAGAGGGGACAAAGCAAACUUGUCCCUAAAAACACCAGCUGCAUCCGGGCUCUUCCUCCGACGAAAAAAGAAGGAGAGAGGCUAA